This is a messenger RNA of Amphibalanus amphitrite, 1343 nucleotides long. RefSeq names its product structure-specific endonuclease subunit slx1-like (gene slx1). Gene Ontology annotation, molecular function: 5'-flap endonuclease activity; crossover junction DNA endonuclease activity. Gene Ontology annotation, biological process: double-strand break repair via homologous recombination. Gene Ontology annotation, cellular component: Slx1-Slx4 complex. Lineage: Eukaryota; Metazoa; Arthropoda; Thecostraca; Balanomorpha; Balanidae. The transcript has 2 exons. The coding region runs from base 248 to 1039 and encodes 263 amino acids. The record is from RefSeq and is a predicted model, not a curated record.
CAUAUUUAUUUGAAUCUUGAAGCGAAGCGGUCAGGGGAAGAGGAGGAGGCGAAUUUGAAUUGGCAAGGGGCUUCGGGGGCUUUUGCAGAAAAUCUUCCUUUUAUGUUAUGAUUUGCCAUAGUGUGUUUUGAAACUUUAGACUGAAGCUGAGACAGUUUAAGUUCGGGUGGGUAGGUAGGUACCUACUACCUACCCAGGAGGUCAAGGGACGCAUGCAUGAUGCAGUGGAUCGGGUGCAUCUUCAGCCAUGGAUGAGGUGGAGAGUUUCUACGGCGUGUACCUGCUGUACUGCCAGAAUCCGCGCUACAAGGGCCGCACCUAUAUCGGCUACACGACCGACCCGAACCGGCGGAUCAAGCAGCACAACGGCGGCCGGGCGGCGGGUGGCGCCGGACGUACGAGCAACCGCGGCCCCUGGGAGAUGACGCUGGUGGUGCACGGCUUCCCCAACAGCAUCGCUGCGCUGCGCUUCGAGUGGGCCUGGCAGAACCCGGGCCGCUCGCGCCGGCUGCGCCACGUGCCGGCCAAGCGUGCGCGCGAGGUGCGCUUCGAGCACUGUCUGCGCGUGCUGUCAGCCAUGCUGCGCGCGGCGCCGUGGCGGCGGCUGCCGCUGACGGUGCGCUGGCUGCUGCCGCAGUACCGUCGGCCGCUGCCGGAGGAGGCGCCGCCGCCCACCCACAUGCCGCUGGUGGAGGGCGCCGUCCGGCCGCGGCGGGUGCGGCCCCGCGGCCCGGCCGAGGACGGCGGCGAGCUGACGGUGCCCUGCUCCCUGUGCGGCGGUGAGGUGACCGCCCAGCAGCGCGUGCACUGUCUGCUGCCGAGCUGCCCGCUGGUCGCCCACCUGGCCUGUCUGGCGGCGGAGCUAGUGCGCGGCACGGAUAGUCUCCUGCCGGUGGAGGGGCCGUGUCCGGCCUGUCAGACCUCCCUGCUCUGGGGCGACCUGAUCCGCCGGCGGAAUGGCUGCUACGAGUACCUGGACGGGGAUGGCGCGGGGCCGGCGGGCGGCGACCACUGGGCAGACUGCCUCAGCCAGGCGUGACGGCGGCCGGUACGGCGGUGACUGGCACGAAACUGUGAUAUGUGGGUUUAUCACUCAUUUACUGUGGUGACUACGCGUGAUUCGCAUGGAUUGCGCGUUCGAAUAGCUGCGGCACGCGUUGUUUCCGGUCCCAGUGGGUUGGAACUUGGCUGGUUGCCUAAUUACCACUUACCAGUUGACGAUGUGUGGGAACAUAUGUAUUUACUUUUUACACCGGAUGUAGUGGGUUGCAUUUUUCUGCGCAUCAAUUUUACUUCAUGCCGAAUGCUUUUUUUUAAAUAAAUCGUGAUCCUGAGUUACUUUU